AUGUCCCGCGACGAAGAAGCGACCCUGGCCGAUGAGAGAACUUCCGAGCUUGUUAUCCAUGGUUUGGAAGAUGUUCACGAGCCGAUAGACCCUCGCAUCAGCCCUUCCGAUAGACCCGCAAGCGAAGUUCUUGACGAGAGUUAUACCCACCAAUUCAGCGACUAUAUGCACCAUCGAGAUCACCAUCAUGCGCACGAUCAUCAUGACGAGAGCGAUCUUGAAGCGCAGAGAAGUAGCAUUGAGAAGCACCUUGCAAAGGUGGAGUCUCACCCAGAAUCCCAGACAAAACCCGAAGAAGAACCGCUCUACAUCGAGUUCGACAAGGGGGACAAGCGAGACCCUGUGAACUUCUGUGACAAAAGGAAAUGGAUGAUCACUCUUAGCGCUUGCUGGUUCUCAGUCUUGGUCGCCUCUUCUAGCGCCGCGUAUGCGCUUGGUUUUCCUUCCAUGAUGCGUGACCUGAAUUGUACCGAAUUUCAAGCUACCAUAGGACUCUCGUUGUAUGCACUGGGUUUUGGCAUCGUCCCUCUAGUGUCGGCGUCGUUCAGUGAGGAGUUUGGACGACAGCCGUUGUAUCUAUGGAGCGGUGUCGGUUUUGUGCUAAUGCAAAUCAUGACUGCUCUUGCCAAAAAUGUACAGACUGUAAUGAUUGGCCGCUUCCUGGCUGGUGCAUUUGGAUCUACAGGUUCCACUAUGGUUGGUGGUACCGUUGCUGACAUAUGGAUGCCCCAUCAGCGUGGAUUCGCGAUGUCCAUGUUCACGACAGCCGCAAUCGGUGCAAUUGGACUAGGUCCAGUAGCUUCAGGUUGGAUCGAGCAGAACCGUCAUCUUGAGUGGCGCUGGAUUCAAUGGAUUCAUGUCAUAUUCUCCGGUGUAUUCGUGCUUUUGAAUCUUACCUUAAUGAAAGAAACACGGGCGUCGGUGCUGCUCGUACGCCUGGCCAAGAAGAUGCGUAAGGAGACGGGCGAUCACCGCUACCGUGCCCGCGUGGAAGAUGAGCGUGCUAGCCUCACAACGCUCAUCUACAUCUCUUGCACUCGACCAAUUUAUCUGCUGAUUACGGAGCCGGUUGUCUUGAGCUUCACUCUUUGGAUAGGAUUUGUUUGGGGUAUUCUCUACACCAUGAUUGAGUCUAUCGGUCCCGUUUUCCAGAAACUCCAUGGGUUCAACUCCGGUGAAACAGGGACAGUUUUCUCUUGUCUGAUUCUCAGUUGUGUUCUGGGUGUCAUUGGCAACGUCUGGCAGGAACGACUGUACCUAAAAUAUGUCGAGAUGCGCGGACCGGAAGCUCGGUUGUUCGCCCCUUGUGUAGCGGCCAUUGUGUUCCCCGCUGGACUAUUCAUCUACGCAUGGUCAACAUACUCACAUGUUUAUUGGAUCUCUCUCUGCGUGGGGAUCGUGCUCAUUAUGUGGGCCCUCUGGGUCGUGUACCUGGCUGUGUUCACGUAUAUAGCGGACUGCUACGGUCCAUUCGCAUCUUCUGCGCUGGCAGGGCAAAGUCUAUUCCGUAAUCUGAUGGGCAUGGCCUUCCCGCUCUUCACGCAGCAGAUGUUCGCCCGCCUGACGUACCACUGGGCGAACACGCUGUUCGCCUUGAUCGCUGUCGUCCUGAUCCCGAUCCCCUACGUUCUGUUCUUCAAGGGGCCGGCCAUUCGUGCUCGCAGCAAGUUCGCGAAGCAGGUCAUGCAGGAGCUCAGCAAGCCGUGA
This is a messenger RNA of Sparassis crispa, 1707 nucleotides long. RefSeq lists its product as uncharacterized. Gene Ontology annotation, molecular function: transmembrane transporter activity. The coding region runs from base 1 to 1707 and encodes 568 amino acids. NCBI's taxonomy places the organism in Eukaryota, Fungi, Basidiomycota, Agaricomycetes, Polyporales, Sparassidaceae. The record is from RefSeq and is a predicted model, not a curated record. Gene Ontology annotation, biological process: transmembrane transport. The transcript is spliced from 15 exons.